CGAGGAAAAUCUUACUAGGACGAUCGAAGCGCUACGUGACUGUAUAUGUAUACAUGCAUAUAUAUAUUCACGCGGUUGAAGGAUAGAUUGUGCGUGUUUUAGGGUGUGUUAAAUAGCAAUCAGAAUGGCAUCAUACUCGGAGGAUCAACUGGCAGAGUUUCAGGAGGCAUUUCAGUUGUUUGACAGUCGAGGAGAUGGAAAAAUUCAUGUGGCCCAAAUUGGAGAUGCUCUGCGAGCUCUUGGACAAAAUCCGACUGAAUCGGAUGUAAAAAAGUUUACCCAUCAGCAUAAACCCGAUGAACGUAUCAGUUUUGAAGUUUUUCUACCAAUUUACCAAGCUAUAAGCAAAUCUCGAACAUCUGAUACAGCAGACGACUUUAUAGAGGGUUUACGUCACUUUGACAAAGAUGGAAAUGGCUUUAUAUCUUCUGCUGAAUUGAGACAUCUACUAACAACUUUAGGUGAGAAACUCAGUGAUGAAGAAGUAGAAACAUUAUUAGCUGGCCACGAAGACUCACAGGGUAAUAUUAACUACGAAGAUUUUGUCCGUCAAGUAAUGUGUGGUUGA
This is a messenger RNA of Dufourea novaeangliae, 568 nucleotides long. It is a transcript of the gene Mlc-c, whose product is annotated as myosin-2 essential light chain. The record is from RefSeq and is a predicted model, not a curated record. Gene Ontology annotation, cellular component: myosin II complex. NCBI's taxonomy places the organism in Eukaryota, Metazoa, Arthropoda, Insecta, Hymenoptera, Halictidae. Bases 125 to 568 code for a protein of 147 amino acids. Gene Ontology annotation, molecular function: calcium ion binding; myosin heavy chain binding. The transcript has 4 exons.